AUGCCAGUCUUUGAGGUAGAGACAGGAUAUCUUUUUGAAGGGCCCGAAGAGAUUUGUGUGUUUAGGAAAGCUCUAUCGAAUAACGAUGUUAUGACGUUGAAUUGGAAGUUAUGGGACCGGGUAGAGAAGAGCAGGGCUGGUGAGGAGUUGGUCGCGUGUGUCGCCUCGGCGUUCGCGGCGCGCACGGCGGGCGUGGCUCAACUCAACCGCGCACAAAGGGAAUCGAAACCGUACAAAGGCGAAAAUAAU
Messenger RNA from Iphiclides podalirius (scarce swallowtail), 249 nucleotides. NCBI's taxonomy places the organism in Eukaryota, Metazoa, Arthropoda, Insecta, Lepidoptera, Papilionidae. The record is from the annotation of a GenBank genome assembly.